Molecule: messenger RNA, 955 nt
Organism: Truncatella angustata
Lineage: Eukaryota; Fungi; Ascomycota; Sordariomycetes; Amphisphaeriales; Sporocadaceae
Product: histone-fold-containing protein
Exons: 4
Coding region: 213-632 (139 amino acids)
Biological process (GO): RNA polymerase II preinitiation complex assembly; negative regulation of transcription by RNA polymerase II; chromatin remodeling
Cellular component (GO): negative cofactor 2 complex
Molecular function (GO): core promoter sequence-specific DNA binding; protein heterodimerization activity; general transcription initiation factor activity
Source: RefSeq, a predicted model, not a curated record
GUUCACUCUCAAUUUAGACUUCACUUUUGAUAUUGAGAUGACAAUUUAAUAUUACUUGCCAACACCACGCAUUUCAACUUUGUUGCUUCAUCACCCACUCACGACGUAACUCAAUUCAUCACACGGUACUAGGCCUUGUUUCGCAGGACUUUCACCCAUUCGUUUCUCGUCAAUUCUCUUUGCUGAGACGCGUCUCAUCCCUUUGUCCAAAAAUGUCCGAUCACGAAUAUGGAGGAAAUGACGAUCUGUCUCUCCCCAAAGCCACCGUCCAGAAGAUUGUUACAGAAAUCCUUCCGUCCUCGACAGGGCUGAGCUUUUCCAAGGAGGCUAGAGAUCUUCUGAUAGAGUGCUGUGUGGAGUUCAUCACGUUGAUCUCGUCGGAAGCAAAUGAGAUCUCUGAGAAGGAAGCCAAGAAGACGAUUGCAUGCGACCAUAUCACCAAGGCUCUGGACACGCUUGGAUUUGGUGAAUACGUUCCGGCAGUCAUGGAAGCGGCAGCUCAGCACAAGGAGACACAAAAGGUUAUCAAGAACAUUCGAACAAACAAGUUUGAAGAUAGCGGCAUGUCUUUGGAGGAACUGGAGCGAUUGCAGGCUGAACAGUUUGCUCAAGCAGCAGCAAGGCACAACUAGCAUAUCAGUAAUCUGAUCAUUCGAAUUCAUCUUUCGGCAAGGCAUGGCAAGGCGUUCUUAGGGGUAUGGACUUGAGGUAGCUACAGCAUCGGCGUUGAGAGGCUCAUUGAUGAACUGAAGCAAUUGAAUGAUUCGCCUCAAAAGAGAGGUCAUGUGAAUAGUAGUUUCCCUGGGAGUACAAAACCAGUUGUGCACUGUCAGCUGAACACCGGUCUUGCGAUUGUUAUUCCAGGGAUUUCGUAUACCGAAGAUGGUAUGGCCGCCAUUGACCAAGCUGUGUGAGGACACCAAGGGGCGACAAUCCUGUAAGUCUUAUUGUGAAG